AUGCGUCACGUCGCUUUCUUUGAAGCAACGGGGUAUACCGUGUUCAGAUGUCUGAUGCAUGCUCUUCAGGAUACCUCAAUAUUUUGCCAUGUGUACGUCAGGUGCGAGGAAAGUCUCCUGGAGAUGUUUGACGACGCGGAUGACUUCAAAUCGGAAUACCUUGACCGCAUGAAAAUUGUUACGGCAUACUUAACUCCAGAAACUGCAGCUGAGGUCCUUUUCCCGGAGGAACUCCGAGGACAGCCCGUCCACACAGUUGUCUACGGCAUCGGAGGCUUCAGGACCUAG
Colletotrichum acutatum is the source of this 288-nucleotide messenger RNA. RefSeq lists its product as uncharacterized. The record is from RefSeq and is a predicted model, not a curated record. Lineage: Eukaryota; Fungi; Ascomycota; Sordariomycetes; Glomerellales; Glomerellaceae. Bases 1 to 288 code for a protein of 95 amino acids. The transcript is spliced from 2 exons.